This is a messenger RNA of Spathaspora passalidarum NRRL Y-27907, 757 nucleotides long. RefSeq lists its product as uncharacterized. Bases 459 to 656 code for a protein of 65 amino acids. Lineage: Eukaryota; Fungi; Ascomycota; Pichiomycetes; Serinales; Debaryomycetaceae. The record is from RefSeq and is a predicted model, not a curated record. The transcript has a single exon.
CUAAUAAUAUUUGUAUGUAUUAAUGGAUGUUAGCCCGUGGUGUUACUUACGAGUUUCAAUGGCGAACUAAAACAGUCACACAUUCAACAAUUAAGAUAGCCGAGCCGCAUAUAUAUAUAUUAUCACGUGGACUAAACACACGUGAAUGGGUUGAGGGGUUUAAUUUGAAUAAUCGGGGUGUGAAGAUUACUUGGCAGAUUCUUUUUCCGUCCCGAUAUCUGAUUAGCUAAGCAUAAUUACGAAGGGAAAAAGCCUGCUUUGUAAACUCUUACAAAUCGAAAGAAAAGACUACCAGUAAUCUCUCGACGAUAAUUUUUCGCUGAGUCAGCUGGUGGAAAAUAGUAUCCGAAAGCAGAAAUAAACCAUUAGCCCGAGAGGAUCUCGCUUUUUGUUGUCUUGUUGCGCCACAUUGUAUAGAUGGUGUGGGUUGAUGUAGAUUUGAGAUUAUCAGCCACAUUAUGUCAAAUAGGAUAAACAAUUCAAACAAGAGCGCUUCUCCACUCUCCUCCGCUCUCCUCCGCUCCUCUGCUCUUUUGACAAUCAGCAAACUCCCAAACAAAAACAUUAACUCCACCUUAUCUCCGGUGACAGUUAUUGUUCUGUAUCGUUUUCAUCUGCAAAAUGCGGAAAUCGAUUGUUCCAAUAAUACAAUGUAGCAACUUUGCAUAAUUAUCCGGAAAACUUCUUCUUUGGGGUAAUAACAGUUACCGAAUUGUGUUGAGUAUCGGCUUGUGACUUUUCGGUUAAUAUAAAACCC